Molecule: messenger RNA, 2067 nt
Organism: Hipposideros armiger (great roundleaf bat)
Lineage: Eukaryota; Metazoa; Chordata; Mammalia; Chiroptera; Hipposideridae
Gene: DOLK
Product: dolichol kinase
Exons: 1
Coding region: 388-1995 (535 amino acids)
Biological process (GO): dolichyl monophosphate biosynthetic process
Cellular component (GO): endoplasmic reticulum membrane
Molecular function (GO): dolichol kinase activity
Source: RefSeq, a predicted model, not a curated record
GCCGCCAUCUUCGCGCGCGCGCGCCCUAGCCCCGCCCCCAACGGGGGCCCACGUGACCGCCCGCCUGCGGCCGGGGCUUUCCGUCACGUGAUGGCGGGGCGGGGCCAAGAUGGCGAUGCCCAGGGAGGGGAGGACCUCGCGGCUAGGGCAGCAGAGACUGUGAUGAAGGCGCCCGAGUGGCGGGAGACGGUGGAGGGUGACCGAGCACUAGCUCCCAGACUUCAGAGAGUGGCCUAGAGUGGAGCGUCCCACCUCGCAGCUGGAGAACGGAGAGAGAAGGUGCUGGUUGGGUGAAGCUGCGGCUCUCUGCCUGGACGGGCUUGCGCUGUCCGGAAUCCAAGGCGACCCUAGUCACCCCGGUUUGCCCGGAGUCCCAGGUCUAGAGACAUGACCCGAGAGUCCCCUGCCCCGGGGACCGGAGCUCCGCUGAGCGGGUCGGUGCUGGCAGAGGCGGCUGUGGUGUUCGCAGUGGUGCUGAGUAUCCACGCGACCGUGUUGGACCGAUAUUCGUGGUGCGCUGUGGCCCUCGCAGUGCAGGCCUUCUACGUCCAGUACAAAUGGGACCGUUUACUACAACAGGGAAACGCUGUCUUCCAGUUCCGAAUGUCCGCAAACAGUGGCCUCCUGCCCGCCUCAAUGGUCAUGCCUUUGAUCGGACUGGUCAUGAAGGAGCGCUGCCAGGCUGCAGAGCACCCAUACUUCGAGCGCUUUGGAAUUGUGGUAGCCGCCACUGGCAUGGCAGUGGCCCUCUUCUCAUCAGUGUUGGCACUGGGCAUCACUCGGCCAGUGCCCACCAACACUUGUGUCAUCUUGAGCUUGGCUGGAGGUGUCAUCAUUUAUAUCAUGAAGCACUCACUGAGCGUGGGUGAGGUGAUCGAAGUCCUGGAGGUCCUGCUGACCUUCGUCUACCUCAACAUGAUCUUGCUAUACCUGCUACCCCGCUGCUUCACCCCUGGGGAGGCACUGCUGGUGUUAAGUGGCAUCAGCUUCAUGCUCAACCAGCUCAUCAAGCGCUCUCUGACGGUAGUGGAAAGCCAGGGGGACCCAGUGGACUUCUUCCUGCUGGUGGUGGUGGUAGGGAUGGUGCUCAUGGGCAUCUUCUUCAGCAUCCUCUUUGUCUUCAUGGACUCAGGUACCUGGGCCUCCUCCAUCUUCUUCCACCUUAUGACCUGUGUGCUGGGCCUUGGCGUGGUCCUGCCCUGGCUGCAGCGGCUCAUCCACAGGAAUCCCCUGCUCUGGCUUCUUCAAUUCCUCUUCCAGACAGAAACCCGCUUCUACCUCCUAGCCUACUGGUCUCUACUGGCCACUUUUGCCUGCCUGGUAGUGCUGUACCAGAAUGCCAAGCGGUCAUCCGAGUCCAAGAAGCACCAGGCCCCCAUCAUUGUCCGGAAGUAUUUCCACUUCAUUGUGGUAGCCACCUACAUACCAGGUAUCCUCUUUGACCGGCCUCUGCUCUACGUGGCUGCCGCUGUAUGUCUGGCAGUCUUCAUUUUCCUGGAGUAUGUGCGCUACUUCCGCAUUAAGCCCCUGGGCCACACUCUGCGGAACCUCCUGUCGCUCUUCCUGGAUGAACGAGACAGCGGACCACUCAUCCUGACACACAUCUACCUGCUCCUGGGCAUGUCUCUUCCCAUUUGGCUAGUCCCGAGACCCUGCACACAGAAGGGUAGCCUGGGGGGAGUGAGGGCCCUGGUCCCCUAUGCCGGUGUCCUGGCUGUGGGUGUGGGCGACACGGUGGCCUCCAUCUUUGGCAGCACCAUGGGGGAAAUCCGCUGGCCUGGAACCAAAAAGACUUUCGAGGGGACCAUGACAUCUAUAUUUGCCCAGAUCAUUUCUGUAGCUCUCAUCUUAAUCUUUGACAGCGGAGUGGACCUAAACCACAGUUAUGCUUGGAUUUUGGGGUCCAUCAGCACGGUGUCCCUCCUAGAAGCAUACACUACGCAGAUAGACAAUCUCCUUUUGCCUCUCUAUCUACUGAUAUUGCUGAUGGCCUAGCUGCUGUGCAGCAACAAUGGAGGAAAUAGUUGAUUUAGAUUCCAAAUAAAAAUUAAAGCUCUCCUGGUUUUA